This is a messenger RNA of Aegilops tauschii subsp. strangulata, 1113 nucleotides long. Lineage: Eukaryota; Viridiplantae; Streptophyta; Magnoliopsida; Poales; Poaceae. The record is from RefSeq and is a predicted model, not a curated record.
AUGUUCUUGAUGUGUGUCCUAUUGAUGGAGGAAUACACCUGUACACUAUGUCAACUGCUCAAGAUUUAUCCCAAACCGUUUCAACAUCCGAGCACAUGACUACAGGAUCUUUCGAGAAUAUCACCAAACAAACUAAAAAAGGUAUCUUAUCUGAUGAAAAAAGGGAGCAGAUAAACGCCAAGAGGCGAGCUAAUUAUCGGCGGAUGAAAGAGGAGGAAGCAAAGAAACUUGAGCAUGAAAGUCAAGCUUACCUUUCAACAUCCGAUCAAUCCAUCACUGAACAGACCGCAGUUGUUGUUGUUCCUCAACCCACUGAUGGUGAUGUCACAUGUGUACCGCGGCCUUCCGAACUGAACUCAGCGGGCAACCCGGCAACCUCAUCAACGUUUGUGUCUCUCAGUUGUCUCACUGACGAGUUAGCCGCAGCCGUAGCACAAAGUGUAAACGAGGCUCUAGAUUUGACUCAUAUGUAUGGAGGAAAUCACGUAAACAUCAAUGCAACUCCUCAAGUUUUACCACAAUCCGGUUCAACAUCCAAGCACAUGACUACAGGAUCUGUCGUGCGUGUCUCCAAACCAUCUAAGAAAGUUAUCUUGUCUGAUGAAAAAAGGGAGCAGAUAAACGCCAAGAGGCGAGCUGCUUAUCGGAGGAAAAAAGAGGAGGAAGCAGAAAAAGUACAGCAUGGAAGUCAACCUGACCUUUCAAUAUCUGAUGACAAGAAAGAGCUAAUAAAUGCGCGGAGGCGGGCAACGUAUCUUAAGAACAAGGAAAAUGCUGACAUUAACAAGGAACAGAUGAAAGCUCCGUUGGUAGAUGGUUAUCGAAGAAAAUAUGAUGACGCCGCCGGCAAGCAUCUCCAUCAAAAUAUGCCUGCCGUUGACAUGUCGGGUAUGCAAAAUGUUCCACGGAGCGCUCUCGGUGAUAUCACUAAUGGGGUACAAGCUCACCCUAUGCUCCUUGCCGACAAAAAUAGCCAGAUCAAGGCUCAAGGGCGAGCUACCGUGAAGCACAAAGAUGAUAACCUUCCUGCCCUUACAAUAUCAGGUUAGAAUGCUUUUUGAUUCAGCUGCCUCUUGAUAGUAUAUAUAUUCCUAAUGUUUCUGGAUACAAGUG